AUGUCCCUGCAGCUCCUGAGGAAACUGGGUGAGGCCGCUCUCAAGCCGCAGAACGUCGGUGGCGUGUGGCACAAAGCACAAAUCUCGGCCAAGAACGUCGCAAAGCUGCGCCGAGAGGCGCUCCUUGCCACUGGCAAGUGGGAGUUUGAGCCCGAGCCAAAGGAGGAGAAGCCCCGCAAGCCAAACAAGGGCCACAAACACGAUCGCCAGAAGCCUGCGAGGAUGAGGGUCAUCGCUGAGAAUCUGGCUGGCAUGGACGAGCGCAUUGAGAAGCACAGGGCCGCCAAGCGCGAGAUCAAGGCCUCCCUCAUCGACCGCCUGACCAUGACCCCCAAGCAGCUGCGGCAGAAGGCCAAGAGCGGUUAG
Molecule: messenger RNA, 366 nt
Organism: Auxenochlorella protothecoides
Lineage: Eukaryota; Viridiplantae; Chlorophyta; Trebouxiophyceae; Chlorellales; Chlorellaceae
Exons: 4
Coding region: 1-366 (121 amino acids)
Source: RefSeq, a predicted model, not a curated record